Messenger RNA from Fusarium mangiferae, 1086 nucleotides. RefSeq lists its product as uncharacterized. The coding region runs from base 1 to 1086 and encodes 361 amino acids. Lineage: Eukaryota; Fungi; Ascomycota; Sordariomycetes; Hypocreales; Nectriaceae. The record is from RefSeq and is a predicted model, not a curated record. The transcript is spliced from 4 exons.
AUGGAGACCAUUGAAUAUCAGAGAGAAUGGGCAAAAGAUGUCCAGCUCUGGUUCAAAAAAAGCCACUAUGAGCCCGUUCAACACAGAAUCCUUGGCAGCGCACCCCUUGGUAACUGUCAUCAAGGUAUUGAAAGGUUUGCUGCAUACGGCAAACACAGCUUCAACGCAUGCUAUAUGAAAACGGAAUUGGAAUAUAGUACUCCAACACUCUAUAGGCAUCAAUGGUUCUUCAAGUUGACGUUCUGUAUGGCUUGUAACCGUCGUCUUGAUGCAGCUCAACAACAACACGAAUGCCAACGCAAAUGCGCAAUGGGAAGCGAACAAUGUGGAAAAUGGUUCCAAGGGGAUCUAAACCUCAGACGCCACCAAUACUUCCACCACAACUCUACUCCAAGAAACCAUAAGUGGUGUGGACAUGAAGUUCGAUUCAUGUAUGACCUGCAUCUACUAGGCUAUAGCGCGAAGGAUAUCAGCAGAGAAAUUCCUUGGAGACCCACGGAGAUAUUGGAGAGUGCCAUAAAGGAACCAAUGUAUGGCUGCCAGUACUGCCAGAAAGUCUAUAAAAAAAGUCCGGGACUAGAAAACCACAGCUGUGCGGCUCAUCAGGUAACACCGACGCUAUACCAUUGCUACAAAUGCGACAAGACCCACGAAUUGGAAAGUUUGGACGUCUGUCUUGGCAGACGGCGCAAGCUGAACUUGGGAGACCAAGCAGAAAUGGAUGCCUUCUACGAGAUGCAGCUCAGGUUUCUUGCUCAGAUCGACCGUCCAGAUAGUUUAAGGUUUUGGCGAACGUCUAAUGGUUCCAUGGAGCGACCUGAGUUUUGGUCCAUCCUUUGCGAGCUUCUGUGGAAUAGAAUAGAGGAGUUUUGGGAUGUACGAGCCGAUAAACUUGAACGAAAGAUGCUUACUCAGCUACUAAGGGUGGCGCGACAUGAGGAGCUUUUCGUUUCGCAAGGAAAAGGAGAUGGAGUUAUCUAUGUACUAUCUGGAAAUUUAGACUGGUAUAGAAGCCUCAGGUUAAAAGCUCAUUACAGAGACGAACGACCACUGCUUAGUGCUACCGACGUGGGCCUUGCUGUGUAG